This is a messenger RNA of Meyerozyma guilliermondii ATCC 6260, 606 nucleotides long. It is a transcript of the gene TSR2, whose product is annotated as Tsr2p. The record is from RefSeq and is a predicted model, not a curated record. Gene Ontology annotation, cellular component: nucleus. NCBI's taxonomy places the organism in Eukaryota, Fungi, Ascomycota, Pichiomycetes, Serinales, Debaryomycetaceae. Gene Ontology annotation, biological process: maturation of SSU-rRNA from tricistronic rRNA transcript (SSU-rRNA, 5.8S rRNA, LSU-rRNA). Bases 1 to 606 code for a protein of 201 amino acids. The transcript has a single exon.
AUGUCCAAUAUAGACGCUGCAGACUACGUCGAGGCCGAAAAUGGCUCAAAGACGUUGAGAUUUGGCGACGAGAAGCAGCAGGCAAAAUUUGAGCUCGGCGUAUGCAUGGCGGUAUACAAAUGGGAUGAGCUCAAUACGGCGGUGGAAAAUUCGUGGGGAGGAGCCAAUUCGGCAGAAAAGCGAGACUGGAUCUCGGGAAUUGUCAUUGAGCUUUUUGAAGAGAAGCUUGUUGACGUCGGGUUGAUUGAGGAGACUUUGCUCUAUGCAAUGGUCGACGAGUUUGAUACCGAGGUUGACAACGACUCGGCACUCAUCAUUGCUGAUUUGAUUAUGAGGAUAUAUAGAUUGGUGGCUCAGAGAGAUUACGCCUUGGUUGAUGAAUUGUACCAAAAGUGGACCCACAAGCAAUCUUUGAAACAGCAGCAAAACAAAGUUGUGGUUAGCGCCGAUCCAAAUAAUCCUGAUGCUUCUGACGAAAGCGAUGAUGAAGAUGAAGAAGCACCUCAAUUGGUGGAAGAAAACGAUAUGGAUAUGGAGGAAGAUAAUGGACCCAUUAUAGAUGACGACGGGUUUCAAAUGGUACAAAAGGGAAGAAGACACAGGUAA